Molecule: messenger RNA, 1560 nt
Organism: Gryllus bimaculatus (two-spotted cricket)
Lineage: Eukaryota; Metazoa; Arthropoda; Insecta; Orthoptera; Gryllidae
Source: the annotation of a GenBank genome assembly
AUGAGUGCUAGAACAAGUAAUGUUUCAUGUCAUGCGCAUCAGCAGUUGGAUUUUACCGCGUAUCGAAGUUCUGUUAGAGACAACCAGAUGACUGACUUACGCUCAUCAAACAAGCAUCGACACACCAAUGCAUCACAACCUGGGUUCCCGUCAAAACCAGUUGGUUGGAAGCUGGUGGAUAAAGAAUUUGACCCUCCUGUGGAGAUGAUGGUGAAUGAUUUUGAUGAUGAAAGAACACUUGAUGAAGAAGAAGCUCUAGAAUGCCAAGAAGAUCCUCAGACUGAACUCUCCAACCUCCAGCGUGAAGGUGAUAUGCCUUUGGAGGAGCUUUUGGCCAUGUAUGGAUACGGUGACCCUACAGCUGAAAAUAUGCAGUCGAGUAGCUCUGAAGAAAUGUCAAACCAUGAAUUAACCAUUGAAAAUGAUGAUAUGAGUCGAGAAAUGUUGGGAGAAGAUGAAGAGAAAUCAGACCAUGCUGAACUUCGACAGCUAUAUUCUCCAGAAAAAGGAACAGAGGAGAAUGCAGGUACUUCAAGACUUUUAAGACUAUCCAGACCCCAGAGUGAGGAGGAAGAAGAUGAUUAUGACUACAGUCCUGAUGAAGAAGAGUGGAGGAAAACAAUUAUGGUAGGUAGUGACUAUCAGGCAGGUAUCCCAGAAGGCCUUUGCAAGUAUGAUGAUGCCCUUCCUUAUGAAAAUGAAGAUAAACUUUUGUGGAAUCCUGCUAAUUUAAGCGAGAAAGAUGUAGAGGAAUUUCUUGUGAAAGCCCAGGAGUCUUUAGUGAAUAAUCCGCAGGGAGUUCAUGCAAUUCCCACUGGUGCUCAUACACGAGAUGACGAACAAGCCUUAUACCUUCUGUUGCAGUGUGGUUACAAUGUAGAGGAAGCAUUACGAAGAAGGCGUAUGAAUGUUGUUCCUCCUACAGAUACAAUGAGUUUAUGGUCAGAAGAAGAAUGUAGAAAUUUUGAAAAUGGCCUAAGAAAUUAUGGUAAAGAUUUCCAUCUCAUUCAACAAAAUAAGGUUCGUACAAGAUCUGUUGGUGAAUUGGUUCAGUUUUAUUACCUUUGGAAGAAAACAGAAAGACAUGAUAUAUUUGCAAAUAAAGCCCGCUUGGAAAAGAAGAAAUAUACUUUACACCCAGGUAUUACAGAUUACAUGGAUCGUUUCCUUGAAGAACAAGAAAGUGGUGCAGUUUCCCAUAACAGGGACCGUAGUUCAUCUCCUAAUAUCAAUUGUUUAAUAUACGGAGAUCCAAAACGUCACAGAGUGCCCGAAGCAAGUGAUGAAACACCCUAUAAUGUAGAUUCAUUUUGUGAUCUUGCUUCUACGUUAGGGAAGGAAGGAUUUCAAUCGCUUGUGAAUCUUACAGCACAAGCCGGAGGUAUGGAAGGUGUUAGUAGUCGAAGUGACAAUGAUGAGAACACUGGAGGUGCAGUAGAAGGACCCCCAUUGAAUAGUGUCGAAAUGGCAUUUUCCAGUACUACUGUAACAGAUUCCUCAGUCAUGAAUACUUCUACAACAGACUCUGAUUUGCCUCAGUCCACUGAGCCUAUUGCAUAG